This is a messenger RNA of Coregonus sp. 'balchen', 5874 nucleotides long. The record is from the annotation of a GenBank genome assembly. NCBI's taxonomy places the organism in Eukaryota, Metazoa, Chordata, Actinopteri, Salmoniformes, Salmonidae.
GUUUGUGGUAACUAGUGACGACCGUCGUGGGAAGCUUGCUAGCUAACGAUACAGGCUAGCUGAAAAUCGAAGUGCAAAGUUGUCCGAUGAAGGACCGGUAUACAGAAUGGACAAAGAAUUAAACGAAGAAAUAUUGCAAGACUUGUAUGCCUGGAUAGACAAAAUACCACUGUCCAGACCUAAGAGGAAUAUAACAAGAGACUUCAGCGACGGAGGUAGGGUAUCUAAAUUAACGACGUCCUUAGAGAGGGAGAGACCCAGUAACUGGAAAUGAAUCUGCUCUGGAUCUUACUCUGAUCUCUAGUUCAAUGAUGGAAGGCAGAUGUAGCUGGGGGGCAUGGGAGGAUUCUACAGGGGGUAGUGAUCACUCCCCAAUCAAGUGUACUGUUAGAAACAUAGGCAGCACUACUCUUGUGGGAGUGGUAUGGGGGAUGAUUAAGAGGAUGAUUGGGGUCAGACGAGAUUGGGAUCCCCAUGUGCUGAAAAGUGGGGAGACUGUUGCAGUGAAACACAUGGAGAAGACAGAGAUGUUAGCCCAGGCAUUUGUGAAGGUGCACAGUUCGGUCCCGCUUUAAAUGAUGUUCAGCUUAUAAAGGCUUCAUAAAGUCUUCAUAAUGCCUUCAUAAGCACUACAAAAACGUGUUACAAAGCAUCUAUAACCAUAUGUCAUGCUUUAUAAAGGGUCAUAAAUGUGGCAUAACUGUGUGACAUAAUCCACUAUGUCAAAUAUGAUAUAAACGUGCUUUAUAAUGGGUGACAUGCUGUGCUGAAGGAUGGCACACGCUCAAAAGUGAUGUCAUGUUAGUCACAUUACACCUAAUCUUGUUCCCAGACACUUCUGCCCAAAUGCGCGGAAGGUCUGGUGGACCAACUUGGCCUUCAUUAGUUAGGGUAUGGUUUAAAAUCACAUUUUAAGAAGAUACAUUGUGGAAAUGGGAGGGUCUAGCAAUAAUUAUGACUUUUUGACUGUGUUAAGUAGUGACGAUAACAAAUACUUUACUCAUCAGUAAGGUCACGCCUAUAGAAUUCUAUGGUCACUCCCACUAAGGCCAACUUUGAAUGGUGUGUGCAAUAGCCUGGGGACGACGAUACACCAAAAACCACUUACCUUGAUGAAAGACCCCAAACCUAAAGAAAUUGAAAGUGUCUUUCUUCUAGAACCAAGUUACAUGUUCCUCAGUACACAAACAUACACACAACAAAAUCAAGCCAUACCACGCGGUGCUGGGCCAGGUCUUUGACACAUUCACCCACUCCCCAGCUGAAAGAUCAGACACUAAAUGUUGCCACCAUUGUAACAGGUUGUAACCAAGCCCUGGUCUCCAGCAUGGGAACAGAAGAGGAAUACCUGGUGUGGUGGUCUUAGGUUGGACUACUCCAAAUCAUCGCGGUUCUGACACACACACACACACACACACACACACACACAAACGCAUGCUUUGCAGGUCCAUCAAUCCAUUUCAAUACCUCUCACACCCUACAGUAUCAUGUGGAUCAUGAGAGAACCUUCAUAAAUCAGCAGAACGUUAAUAACCUGUUUAUUGACAGUUUAUGUAGUGUCCUGUAAUACUUAGUUUGAAGUAACGCAUCCAUAAAGACUCUAUAUCGCAUGAUGCUGUACUUACCAUAAAGUCAGACACCUUUGGUCAUUCAUAACACGUACAUAAAGGCUUAAUUUUUUAUUUUAUUUAACCUUUAUUUAACUAGGCAAGUCAGUUAAGAACAAAUUCUUAUUUACAAUGACGGCCUACACCGGCCAAACCCGGACGACGCUGGGACAACUGUGCGCCGCCCUAUGGGACUCCCAAUCACAGCCGGUUGUGAUACAGCCUGGAAUCGAAACAGGGGGUCUGUAGUGACGCCUCAAGUACUGAGAUGCAGUGCCUUAGACCACUGCGCCACUCGGGAGCCCCAUGAUAAUGAUGUAAACACAAAUCUAUUAACACUUAGGGAAUUAUCACUAACAGCUAAAACAAAUAAACAUUAAAGACAUGUUUAAACCAUACAUUUCCUUUUAUUUGUAAACACUUUAAAGAAUACAAAUACAUGAAGUUUCAAAAAGUCCAGCAAUGCAAUUACAUUGAACAUUACACACGGCGGACGAAUGGUUGAACUGGCGGACGAAUGGUUCUUGCCUCUCUUCCUGCUGGAGGUACUGCAUGUUGGUUCCACCCUUAAAAGUAACAACAAAGAAAGUUAGCAGGUCUGUUAGGAAAUACCUUUGUCACACCAUCUGGAUAAGGGCAUUUCUGUGCUGCGCCAGAAACUCUAAAUGGGAAGAUGGGAAACUCCAUUCAAUUCAUAUUAUUAUAUUCCUCUGGGACACAUAAGGCUCAACAGUACAUUCAAAUUGGUUGGAAAACAUCCGACUUGGAGGUGUGAUCAUGAGGAGAUGGAGACCGUGGAACACGUUAUUUCAGUGCCAGCAAUAUGGGAGGGAAAGGGGAUGUAGUAUUUAAUUAUGUAUUUUGUUUCCUUAAUUUCCUUGAGGAGACGAGAAUAAUGGGUAGGAGCUAGAACUUCCCUGUUUCUGGUCCACACUCUAGUCCAGUUGGUGGUGGUAAAGCAUCUUAAAGUUGGUUGCCAAUUGCCCUAUAAAAACCACAGAAGAAGCAGGAGAGAGGUGGAGGCAGCGUGUGGCUGAAAAUUGUUUAUUCUGGGCCUAGGGUAGCGUUUCCCGAACUCGGUCCUCUGGACCCCAAAAGGUGCACGUUUAGUUUUUUGCCCUAACACUACACAGCUGAUUCAAAUGAUCAAAGCUUGACGAUUAGUUCAUUAUUUGAAUCAGCUGUGUAGUGCUAGGGCAAAAACCAAAACGGAACCUUGGCCUAGGGGCUAACUUAGCUACUUGAGUUAACCAACAUCUUUGGUGCAUGGUCAUUUAUAAAUUAUUUACAUUUACAUUUACAUCAUUUAGCCGACGCUCUUAUCCAGAGCGACUUACAAAUUGGUGCAUUCAACUUAUGAUAGCCAGUGGGACAAUGAUGAAACUAUUAUAAUUGAAAUAUGUAUUACAUUAUUAAUUGAAUUACUUUUCUUUCUGUUGUCAGUUUUAUUGAGCACUGUCCUGUGGUUGUCAACUAAGCAUAGUUAGUCCAGACAGAAACAUGUCAUAGCAGUGUUGUUUAUAUCGGCCAUUGUUCCAGUGAUGGCUGCUGAGGUCGUCAAGUAUUUCUUUCCCAAACUGGUGGAGCUUCACAACUACAGCCCAGCCAACUCUAUACAGCAGAAACUCAGCAACUGGGGCACUCUCAACAGGCAAGUAAGUGUGUGUGUGUGAGUGUGUGUGCGUGUGCAUGUAGGCCUGCAUGUGUUUGUGUGUGUGUGUGUGCUACUGUACUGAAUAGGUUCCCCUGGGAAUCGUAGAGAAUUUGAUGCUGUAUUCUGCUUCUAAGCAACUACACAGGGCCGUGAGAACUCCUACUCACUGACCACUGGGUUGGACCACAGCCAUUUUGGACCCAGCCAUAGAGAUACAUAAAAUAGCCCUAACUGCAUAGAUUAACAUAUGUUUCCUCUACUCUCGCCCCAGGGGAAGUUUUCCCAAGGUACAGAUCUAGCAUCAGCUUCCCCUCCCCCAAUCUAACCUUAACCAUUAGUGGGAGAAAUGCAAAACUGACCCAAAAUCUGCGUGUCUCCAUGUUUACAGGAAGGUGUUCUCCAAGCUGAACUUCCACAUCCCAGAGGAGACAGUGAAGAGGAUAGUGGUGAGCACUGCUGGAGCCAUAGAGCCUGUCCUCUGUUCGCUCCGAGAAAGGAUUGACGAAAAGAGACAGCAAUGCACUGAAGACGCACUACUGGUGUGCAAUGUGCAUGUGUGUGACCAUCUAACAUUCAAUCAAACAACCUUUGAUGAUCAAACAUUCCAUUCUCAUCAUGCACACAUCCAGUCCCUGUACAUAGGGUAGAGCAUAGCAUACAAUAGAACAGAGGUGUAAAAUAAAAACACACUAACUAUUCUUCUGUCUCCUAGGAUGUGGAAUACUACAACACCAGGAACCAAGAGAAACCUCUCACAGGUACAGAAACCUGACCCCUGACCUAACCCCUGACUCAGGCACUGUGUACAGCGCUGUUGGUUCUCUCUCUGCAGUGAAGACAAACAGUUGUAUAAUGUGACACAGUUGUAUAGGGUGACUCCUCUGCUGACCCAGAUAUACUCAGCACCUUCAGUUAGCUGGUAGUUAGAGGAGGUGACUGAGUCAGGACUUGGUCAGCUGCACACACACACACACAGACAAAGACACACACACACACACACGCACACACAUAGAAGUGAGUCAGGAGCCGCUGCAGUCAGUAAUGUCCUUUAAAGGGCUGAUAAUGUAUGGGAGCAUCCAACAACAACAUCACCGUCUCCAUUAGAAGUAUCCAUGUAACUCUGUUGUCUGUACGCAAACCCUAACCCCUCCCAUUCAGUCCAUAGGAUGCCCAGGCUGUGUCCUCUCAGCCCAGAGCCAGUAGUCUCACUGUUCUAUCUACCUUCUCCUGCUGACGUACAGAUAGACACAUGGACAGAUGGACAUCCUUCUACUGCUGACGGACGGGCGGACAGACAGAUUAGAUGGGGGUGCCGAUGUAACAUCCACUGUCUCUGUUUUUCCUUCUUCUAUGUCCCUCAGAGCCACCUCCCAACGACGCCCAGAUGAAACCAGGACUGGGGAAGAAGAAAGAGGAGAGGGCACACGUACACCAACACACAGACAAGACUAGGUACUACUAACGCACGGUGUGUCAGUCUUUAAAUGUAAUGGACGUGUUCCAGGUCAUCUUUUAUUGUAGUCGUGCUCCACAGAUGAUCAGAUCUCACAAACAUCUGGAGGAGGAACCAUAUUCAUUUGUUUUAGUAAUCCUCUGAGAUGUGCAGCACAACAGCAACAAAUAUUGUGCGAUCUGGACUAUAAUGUGUGUGUGUAGCACUGUGCUAGGUUCUCAGGUGGACCCAACCAUCCGUCUGGUGCUGGAGGAGAAGGAGCAAGCUCUACUUGCCCUACAGGAGACUGUGGAGGUACCCACACACACACACACACACACACACACUCUCUGGGCGGCAGGGUUACAGGUGUUAUCUGGCCUCUUGAGUGACACCUCCUGACUGUAAUGUAGAGGAAGCGGGAGUGUGUCACUAUCGGUCAGCAGAUAUGUUUCCUGUGUGUGUGUGUGUAAGCAGUGUCAGCAGUGAGCUUUCAGCAGACAUCAGCUGUGGGUUUCCACUAAUGGCUUUUUAUCAUUACUGUGUUAAAAAUGGUCAGCAAGAUCACGCACACACAUUUACACUUGUCACUGCAGUGUCACAUCCGUUCUUUGAUAGGAGAUAGUUAUAUGACCAAGCUAGACCCCAAAAAAAUAUCAGUAAUGUGUGUAAUUAAAUACAUUGUUUACACUGAGGUGUGUGUGUGUAGAUCCUGCAGAUCAAGGUGAACAGACUGGAACACCUGGUUCAGCUGAAGGACAUGAGAAUAGAAGACCUGACACGCCAUCUGGAGAGAUACAAGGCCAGGGCGAACGUGCCUUGAGACGCACAGAAGCACGGACACACACAGAAACACACACUUAACUCUCAGACACAGCCAGAAACAACAAAUACACCUCUCUCCUUUUUUAUAAACUCUAUUUUUCUAACAAGAAAUGCUUGUUUUUCUAUCAGCCUUUCUGUAAACUAGCACUGAAUGUUUUGUGAAGCAUUUGUUGAAUUUAUUAGAUCAUAUCAGAUUAUAUUGAGAAUUAGUGUUUUCUAUCAAUAAUGUGCUAUAUUGAGUGGACUACUAGACUUUAGUGUCUAUAAGGUUUGUUGUGUGGAUCUGAUGUGUCUAUUGCUGUGCCUUUAUAACAGCCAUGUGAACUUUAACCUCUGAAGCUGUCUAAUUAAAACAC